AUGAGUUAUUUCGGAUUCAUUUCUUUGUUCAUUUUUUCACUCGUCUUCAUUCCUUCAUUAAUUUUUCAUAACUUCUCAAUGUCUGCAACGAGUCCACGAAUUGACUGGCCAAUUUUUGCCCCGAACUUUGCCUUCCAAACUGACAAAUUUACGGGGGAACUUUUAGGUUUUCAUGCCGCUUGGUUAUUUUUUCCCUGCAACGAGUUGUCAAAGGAGGGUAUUUUAGCAACACCCCUUUGUGGGUUGCCUUCUAUAACAUUGAAAUUGGUUUUGUUUUUUUUUCUUUUAACGACGAACUGUCGUUUAACCCGUCUAACCUCAUCCUCUGGUAGCUGUCAAUUUGACCACCAAUUUAUCCGUGUUUCAAUCGUGGGAUGCUUGGCCCUCAUGGCUGUUACGAUGCCAGGAAUUGGUAUUGCUCAUAUGGAUUCACCUCAGCAGCAGUUUCAAGUCAAGCUGUACUUUAAUGACUUGCAUAUAAGAGAAGAAUUUCCGUUGUGUUUAGUAGAUUUAUUAUGUUUCAUAAUGCAACAGGCCUAUCAAAUAAAAAUAAGUUGGAUUACACAACAAAAUCUUAGCAGACGUGAAUGCACAAACUAG
This is a messenger RNA of Echinococcus granulosus, 600 nucleotides long. RefSeq lists its product as hypothetical. NCBI's taxonomy places the organism in Eukaryota, Metazoa, Platyhelminthes, Cestoda, Cyclophyllidea, Taeniidae. Bases 1 to 600 code for a protein of 199 amino acids. The transcript is spliced from 4 exons. The record is from RefSeq and is a predicted model, not a curated record.